AGAAAUCGUUUGAAGUCUAUGAGGUCCACUAUAGGAUUGUCCUCAUCAUCAACUACCUGGGACACUCGGUCUCCACGGCAGUCCUCAUCGUUGCCUUUGUAGUCUUCUUGUGCUUGAGGAGUAUCCGGUGUCUACGGAAUGUCAUCCAUUGGAAUCUAAUAACCACCUUCAUCCUGAGGAAUACUCUGUGGUUCCUGAUGCAAAUGAUCGAUGAGGAAAUACACGAGAGGAAUGAGCCCUGGUGCCGGCUGGUGACGACUAUCUACAAUUACUUUGUGGUGACCAACUUCUUCUGGAUGUUUGUGGAGGGGUGCUACCUCCACACGGCCAUCGUCAUGACCUACUCCACCGAUAAGAUGCGCAAGUGGAAGUUCCUCUUCAUUGGAUGGUGUAUCCCGUGCCCCAUCAUCGUGGCCUGGGUCAUUGGCAAACUCUACUAUGAGAAUGAAGAGUGUUGGUUUGGAGAAGUUGUGGGUCACAGAAUGGACUACAUCAUUCAAGGUCCAGUCGUUCUCGUGCUGCUGGUUAAUUUCAUCUUUCUGUUCAACAUUGUGAGGAUCCUGAUGACUAAGCUGAGGGCAUCCACCACGUCUGAGACCAUGCAGUACAGGAAGGCAGUGAAGGCCAUUUUAGUUUUGUUACCUCUGCUGGGAAUAACCUACAUACUGUUCUUCAUCGACCCCGGCAAACAUGACAUCUCCUACGUGGCAUUCCUCUACUUCAAUUCAUUCCUCCAGUCCUUUCAGGGAUUCUUUGUGUCGGUGUUCUACUGCUUCCUGAACGGAGAGGUGCGUACGGCGGCUCGCAAGAGGUGGCACAGGUGGCAAGACAACCACACACUGAGGGUGCGAGUGGCCAGGGCCAUGUCUAUACCCACCUCACCAACCCGCGUCAGCUUCCAGAGCAUCAAGCAGACCGGCGUCUGACCACCACACCCCCACCACCGCCACCACCACCGCCACCACCACCACCACCGCCACCACCACCGCCACCAGCCUUCCACUGUACAUGGGCACGCUUACUCAUUGACUCUGAAGUGAUUUGCUUGUCUGUAGAUGUUUGUGUGCGUAUUGGAUCUACAGGAUGGUGGGGGGCAGGAGCGACCUCCCGUGUGUGGCCCGCCGGUGUGGUGUCGAACAAGGGGGGGGGGCUGUAAUCUUCCUGUCCCUGUUGAUGUUGUGUUACUGGUGACUCUGAUGUGUGUCCACUGACUGCCCCCCCCCCCCCCCCCCAGGGUCCAGCUCUACUAGAAUCUGUCACAAUCUCAGGGCAAGAACAACCUCCGUUCCAAAGUUUCAUCCCAUCUCGGGCGUCACGGUGGCGCAGCGGGUAGUGCCGCUGCCUAGCAGCGCCAGAGACCCGGGUUCAAUCAAUAGACAAUAGACAAUAGGUGCAGGAGUAGGCCAU
Molecule: messenger RNA, 1407 nt
Organism: Amblyraja radiata (thorny skate)
Lineage: Eukaryota; Metazoa; Chordata; Chondrichthyes; Rajiformes; Rajidae
Gene: crhr2
Product: corticotropin releasing hormone receptor 2
Exons: 9
Coding region: 198-926 (242 amino acids)
Biological process (GO): long-term synaptic potentiation; adenylate cyclase-modulating G protein-coupled receptor signaling pathway; cell surface receptor signaling pathway
Cellular component (GO): plasma membrane; dendrite; axon terminus
Molecular function (GO): G protein-coupled peptide receptor activity; corticotrophin-releasing factor receptor activity; peptide hormone binding
Source: RefSeq, a predicted model, not a curated record